AUGGAGUUUAAUCAGCCAACUAAAGAAAGCCCUGACCAAAUAGUAUAUACCUCAGAUGAUCACCAAGUUAGGUCAUAUACAUGCACCUUUUGCAAAAGGGGCUUCUCAAAUGCACAAGCACUUGGAGGUCACAUGAACAUCCAUAGAAAAGAUAGGGCUAUACUUAAAGAAUAUUCCGGCGACAUGACUGACAAGAAGGCUACUCCCUCUGAUCAUCUGAUUGUCGAUGAAGACGACUCGAAACUAGAUGGUAGUGAAGAGAAAAGUUGCAACAGCCCUAAAAGGCCUUGGAUUUUCUCUGGAGAAGAUGAGGAUGGUUCUAGAAGCGGAGAUGGCGUCGGAGAACCACGGAAGCUGGACUUGUUUGUUGAGACACCAUUGGUGAGAGAUGAUGCAGAGGCAAGCAGUGACGUGAGUGAGGAUGUGGAGAGAAGAGAGAAAUUGAGUCAUGGUUCAUCUAACAUAGAAUUGGACCUUGAGCUUCGGUUAGGGUUUGGAAGUUCAUGA
Messenger RNA from Camellia sinensis, 507 nucleotides. Its product is annotated as transcriptional regulator TAC1-like. NCBI's taxonomy places the organism in Eukaryota, Viridiplantae, Streptophyta, Magnoliopsida, Ericales, Theaceae. The record is from RefSeq and is a predicted model, not a curated record.